AUGGGAGGAGCAUCAUCAGUAUCUAAUAAUAAUCUAUCAAAAUUAAUUACCUUCUACAAUAUAGAUUUACCUUCAUCUUAAUCAUAAUAAAGUAUGCGAAUUACUGAAUAGACUACUAUUAAUCAUAUUAUUACAUACAUUAAAGAAAAACAAGGAGUUUAAAAUUUAACUUUAUAUUAUGACUAAUUCCGAAUAGAUGACAACUCAUUUUUACUAUAUGAAUGCCUUGAUAUAUUGCCAACCAGAGUUUUUGGUUAUAGAAUUAAUUAGUAAGAAUAAAUUAAUAAAUAAAACACAUAAGUAGUAUAAAAUGACAAAAAAUAAAAUCAAAUUAAUAAUCAACCAUCUCAAUCUCAAACAGUAUCAAAUCAAAAAAAUAUAUAAAAUCAAUCAGCAAUUCAUCCUACAUCUGAAAUAAACUAAUAAAUCAAAACCUCUUAGAAGAAUAAUAGUAAUAAUGAACAAAAAUAUAAUUCUGUGAUAGUAGUUAAGAGUUAAAAAAAUCCAGAUGUUGAAAAGCCAAUUGAGAAUUCAAAAUCAUAUUAAGGAGAUAAUUUGAUAUAAGAGUAAAAUUAAAUUCUAAACUAUUUAUUGAAAUAAGCUAUAUGCAAAUAUUAAAAAAUAAAAGUAGAUUAUGAUAAAAUUUAAUAAGAUUAUAUCUAAUUAAAAUAAAAUUAUGAUAGAUUAUAAUAAGAUAAUAAUUAUUUAAAAUAAUGUUAAGAAAUAUAAGAAAAAAAAUAUGAAUUAAAAUAAAAACCUGAUAAAAUGUAAUAAUAAAAUAAUUAAAUCAAAUCACAAAUUUUAUAAUCUGAUUCUAAUGAUAAAAAUACGGAAAUUUAGUAAAAAUCAUCUAUUACAAAAUAUGAAAAUGUUAAUUUGAAUACGUAAAUUGAUAUAUCAAAAUAAUCAAAUUUUUAAGAACCUUCAUAAAAUGAAAUAUAAUAAAACUAAUCUAUUAACAACAACUAAAGAAAAUUGAAAAAUUAAUGUGGACAUUUUUUAGAUGAACAAAGAGUUUGUGAUAUAAUAAAAGAUGCUUUUGUAAGUAAAAAUAUUGCUAAAUGUGAUUAAUGCGGAUCAAAAUUAUCAGGUAGUAUUUUGAACUAGAUGGACUCUAUAGGUAAAGCUUAUAAAGAGUCUUAGUUUAAUGUAGAAAUCAAUUAAUUAAUGAUAAAUCUUAAAUCAUAAAAAAAAUAUCUUAUUAAAUAAUGUUCAUCAAAUUUAUGUUAAUUUUAUUGCAUUUUUGACGAGAAGUAUAAUAAAUCUUAAAAUUAUUAUUGUCCCUAAUGUUUGAAUAGCGGCACGAUGAAAAUCAAUUGA
Paramecium primaurelia is the source of this 1320-nucleotide messenger RNA. The record is from the annotation of a GenBank genome assembly. Lineage: Eukaryota; Ciliophora; Oligohymenophorea; Peniculida; Parameciidae.